This is a messenger RNA of Echinococcus granulosus, 741 nucleotides long. RefSeq names its product Vacuolar-sorting protein SNF8. Gene Ontology annotation, biological process: protein transport to vacuole involved in ubiquitin-dependent protein catabolic process via the multivesicular body sorting pathway. The record is from RefSeq and is a predicted model, not a curated record. The transcript is spliced from 3 exons. Gene Ontology annotation, cellular component: ESCRT II complex. Bases 1 to 741 code for a protein of 246 amino acids. Lineage: Eukaryota; Metazoa; Platyhelminthes; Cestoda; Cyclophyllidea; Taeniidae.
AUGUAUAGGCGGGCCGGUAUUGCCGGAAUAAAAGAGCGCGCCCAAAUGCAGAUUAGAUAUGAGGAAAAGCGUAAACAAAUGGCUGAAGACGCUGCAGCGAACCUUCACCGCCAAUUAGAAACGGUUAAAUCGUCCUUAGAAUAUUUCGCGUCGAAGUACCAAUCAAGAAUACGGCAAGACCAUGCUUUUCGGACGGAAUUCCAGUCCAUGUGCGCUAAUAUUGGUGUUGAUCCUCUUGCGUCCAGUGAUGGUUACUGGUCGAAGAUUUUGGGCAUCGGCGAUUUCUACUACCAUCUUGCUGUCCGUAUAAUUGAGAUUUGCAUGGCAAACCAACGGAAAACUGCUGGUUUGAUGCCUCUUGAAGAACUCAUUCUCGAACUAAAUAAAACAAAGAGCUCCCAUGAAUCUGACAUUUGCCAAGACGAUGUUAUAAGAGCCAUCAAAAAGCUCCAGUGUUUAGGCAAUGGUUUCAAAUUAAUCAGAAUUUCUGAUUCGCGUCAACUAGUUCAGUCGGUUCCAGGCGAACUGAGCAUGGAUCAGACGGAAGUUUUAAAACUGGCUGAAUCCCACGCAGCUCAUAUUAAUGUACAGCAAUGUGUGAAAAAGUUAGGGUGGACACAUGAACGUGCACACGCAGCUUUGGAGUACCUCAUGCAAGAGGGGAUGGCAUGGGUGGAUGAAAGUGAUAACACUGGACGUUCCUACUGGUUCCCCAGUUUAUUGACCACUAAGGCAAAUUGA